CAAAAGAGUUCCCAAAUGGAAGUAAGGUAACGCCUCUCUUUGCUUCGGUGUUUCUGUGCUAAAAGGAUUAGAAGAAAGCUUUUGGGGUCAUAUGGCUCUCAUAGUCUCACACAUGGCUUCUCCUCCACUCUCCUUCACCCCAAAUUCACACUUUCAAUUUGUAAAUUUACCAAAAUGUCCUGGGCAGAACCCUGUAUUUUCACUUGUUUUGAGGACAAGGACCAUUUCUUCUUCUUCUAGCUCAAGCUUAAGAGCAGAGUCAUCACUUGGAGUUGGAGUUCGAGCUAUAAGGGAAGAAGUCGUCCAAUCCCCAAAUUCCGAGUCAACCCUCAAUUCUGAAACUACCCUUUCCUCCUCUUCUUCUUCUAAGCUCGUUCUCGUUGUUGGAGGAACUGGUGGCGUUGGGCAGUUGGUAGUGGCAUCAUUGCUCAAUAGAAACAUCAAGUCACGUCUAUUGCUGCGCGACCCUGAAAAAGCAGCAACUUUAUUUGGUGAACAAGAUGAACAAACAUUACAGAUAUGCAAAGGAGAUACUCGAAACCCUGAAGAUCUAGAUCCAACCUUUUUUGAGGGAGUCACACAUGUCAUUUGCUGUACAGGAACAACUGCUUUUCCAUCCAAACGGUGGGACGGAGAUAAUACUCCUGAAAGAGUAGAUUGGGAAGGUGUGAAAAAUCUUGUAUCUGCACUUCCUCCCUCAGUGAAAAGGGUUGUUCUUGUUUCAUCAAUAGGUGUAACCAAGUUCAAUGAACUCCCAUGGAGCAUUAUGAACCUCUUUGGUGUUCUCAAAUAUAAGAAGAUGGGAGAGGAUUUCCUUCUUAAUUCUGGUCUACCGUGUACAAUAAUCAGAGCCGGCAGAUUAACUGAUGGACCUUACACCUCUUAUGAUCUAAAUACUUUGCUCAAAGCUACAGCUGGGCAACGACGUGCAGUUCUUAUUGGUCAAGGAGAUAAAUUAGUCGGUGAGGUUAGCAGACUCAUUGUAGCUGAAGCUUGCAUACAAGCACUUGACAUUGAAUCCACUGAAGGGAAAAUUUAUGAAAUCAACUCGGUUGAGGGAGAAGGUCCAGGAGAUGAUCAGCAGAAAUGGCGAGAACUAUUUGAAACAGCAACCAAAUAGCCAAGCUCACUAUGUAAAUUGUAAAAAUAAGCUAGCUACUCCACAUGGUAAAUUUCAUGUAACAAGUAUUAUUGUCUAUAAACUGUAUAGAACUAUUACAUAUGUUACUUUUGUUAGGUAAAGUUAUUCGUACUCCACUUCUACGGCUUUUGUUAUUCAAAUCCAGGCACAGGUUCUACAGUGUUCUACUUCCAUGUCUACAUGUCAGACUUCCUUGGCUUUCUCAUUGUUAAUAACUUUGAAUUCAUUGUGUAAAUUGCUGUGUAUAAACAAUUUCUGUGUAUAAAGAUUUUGCCAAGCAAAAGCAUGAGCUUUGACAAA
Messenger RNA from Cannabis sativa, 1441 nucleotides. RefSeq names its product sanguinarine reductase. The coding region runs from base 92 to 1120 and encodes 342 amino acids. NCBI's taxonomy places the organism in Eukaryota, Viridiplantae, Streptophyta, Magnoliopsida, Rosales, Cannabaceae. The record is from RefSeq and is a predicted model, not a curated record. The transcript is spliced from 9 exons.